AUGCUUCACGUAUGGGUAGAAGAGUGCAGCAGAGAAUCUUCUGCCACUCCCACACCGGAUAAAUCGAAGGGAUUGAUGACGUGGCUUGUACUCGAAUACAAGGACGGGACCGAUGAGCUGCCAUUGCAUACAUCAAAGGCACUUCCUCCGUCUGAUCCACAGACAAUUUAUCGCCGCACGCUGAAGAAGCUUGGUGGCCCAAUUGAGCUUAACAUUGCAGGCCUCAGUACCACCGUCGGCUGGGCAAUUUGGAUUGAUGAAGACUUUGUGGUAUCGUGGUUUAUACCUUUCACAAUCUUAACGAUCUCAAUUGGCAUUUUCGUCUUCGCAGCUCGGUACACCGCCGAUGUGGGCACGCCAAAGGCAAAUGUAUGGAUGAUUAGCAGUUUCCUGAUAGCGGCUGUGGCUCUGUCGUUCAACGCGUGGGUAUCGUGA
Parastagonospora nodorum SN15 is the source of this 435-nucleotide messenger RNA. RefSeq lists its product as hypothetical. The record is from RefSeq and is a predicted model, not a curated record. The transcript has 2 exons. NCBI's taxonomy places the organism in Eukaryota, Fungi, Ascomycota, Dothideomycetes, Pleosporales, Phaeosphaeriaceae. Bases 1 to 435 code for a protein of 144 amino acids.